Messenger RNA from Marchantia polymorpha subsp. ruderalis, 1806 nucleotides. The record is from the annotation of a GenBank genome assembly. Lineage: Eukaryota; Viridiplantae; Streptophyta; Marchantiopsida; Marchantiales; Marchantiaceae.
CUCCAUCCGUGGACAUGCACCUGGGUCUCGCUGAGUAGACAAGGCACGGUGAUGUGUGAGUUGCUCGGUGAAGAGCUGACGAAGGUGGAGAUGCGAAGCGACGUAACCUUCAGUGGAUCCAAACCCUUCGAGUCUCACAACCUUAUGCAAGCGGGGAAAAGAGACAGAAGCAGAGAUCGAAGAAGUCCGUCGUCGCUGUUUUCAUCUUACCUCGCGUCGUUUCGGAACCAUUUUGCAGAAGUCGAAUUCCGCCAUUGGCGGUCUAGCAAACUUUGGAUUUGUCUGCACAAGCAACCUUACACGCGUCAAAACUUGGUCUCUGAAAAGCGUCGAAUUUCAGACGUUCACUUCAUCUCGGGUUGUGUAGAUUCGAUCGCUUGUGUGUGUGCAAUUGGUUCGUCACCACCCGGCCGCGACCCAGGCACCGCAAAGGUCGUCCGAAUUAACUAAGUCCAAACACUGACGAACUCAAGCUGGCGUCGAGAAGCAUGAGAAGGAACACUCGUGCGGCUGUGAGCGCCACCCAUGUUCACUCUCAGGUGUCGGACAACGAGCUAGACGAUUUACGGGGAUUACAAUUGGUCAAUGGAUCUCUUCUUGUCGUGACAAAUUUAGGUCUUAAAAAAUCGACCGACGGGAAGCGUCGCCUGACCCGAUGCAUAUGGGCGCAGGCCACACUUCAGAUCAUAAAGGCCGGGCUGAUAGCGUAUGCGUUUUCUCAACAUGACCGCGUGGCGCAAUCAACCGCUGCAGCCUGUGCAUUUGCUAUGGUCGCUAUCGUCUCCGGGUAUCUUGGACUUGAACGAGGAUCUCUGAAUCUUCUGAAAGCCUACAUCCUGUGCAUGGCCAUUGCCGCUACGUUAGCUGCGUACCCCUUGUACAGGCAGGGCUGCAAAGGAACGGGCUGGUCGAUAUAUCAAAGGACGGCAGGUGACAAACAUUUCGCGAGCUUGAAGCAGUUGGAAGGAGUGCAAGAUGUUCUGAGUGUCACAACUCAAGUUCUUGGCCUGGGAAUUGCCACCAAUUUGCUCAAAUAUUUCACUCCUGAGAAGAGAAGACUCUGAACAUGUCAUGAACAGCCCGGAGACCCAAACGCUUUUUUAGACGCAAGAUCAUCAUCAAACACACAUGGGAUUGCUGAAAGAAGACAUCGUUUUACACGGCCGAACACCUAUAGAAUGCAAAAGAGCUACACACUUCUGGCUCUAGCUGAUCGACAGCUUGUCUCGUAGACUCCAUCUACCUCCGUGGCUUCCGUGUUCUACGACAGGAAGAAGCUUUCGUUUGGGCCAUCGCUGUAAUUUAAAAAUUGAAGUACUAGAUCAAAGCCCUCACUUUCGUUCAUGUCUCAAUCAUCACAACAUUUUCUCAGCUUCCGUCUUUAGCACCAUCUUCCUUUGAUAGUUAUUGCAAGCGAGUGUUGAAAGUACUAAGAGAACUAAGUCAAAGGUGCUUACAGCUUUUACAUUGUUUUCAGUUCCUGAUAUGUGUCGACCCAACUGUAAGUAAGAUUCUCGCCAUGAAUCUCGUCUUUGAACCUCAUAGAUUUGCCACGAUACGCCUCUUUUCCUGGCAGGCCGCAUCAUUUGAGGAUUCGGAGCUCAAGCAGUCAGUAUACCUUCAGACUCUACAUUCAGUUACAGCUUGAAGACGUACCAUGCACAUGACAUAUCUGCAGUCCAGUUUUGUAAAUAAUACUCAAUGUACAUAAGUUUAAACAGAUAAAAAUGAAAGUCAGCAUCCACGCUUGGAACUCUAGUGAAAUUUCACGUUUAAUUUUCAAUUCAAAAUCCAUUAAUUUGAGUA